UUCAUAACAAUGUAUGAAUUUUAUAAUUUUAUGGCAUGAAAUUAUUUUUUACGACUUAAAAUUGUUUUCCAUGGACCAGGCUAUGCAUGAUAUCGCUUAGUCUCCUUGUCAAUUCUUAACCUUCACCUACUUCAAAGUCUGGUUUGCGCCGAUUACAGUAUUUUAUUUAACUCUUUGUGAGAUGUCUCAGCCGGGAGGGAUUCGCCUCGCCCCGCCAGGAGAGCACAUCCUCUUACGACAUCCUUCCCAGGAGCCUCUGGCCCGCAUCAGAGACAGGCUGUUCCGAGCUGCCUUCGUCAGACUAUCUCUGCUGUAUGCAAGACUCACUACUCCUCUCCAGAGGAGAGUCUUGGAAUUCCUAGUCCUCACCAUGGCACUGCUGUCCAUUCUCUCGUUGGUUUACAUCCAUGGUGCAUUCCUUCGGGGUCCUGGUCAGUGCCUGGCAGACGUAGAGAGCUCCUGGGCCAGGGAAGGCAUCCUACGUGUGGAGGUGGUGGCAACCAGCACCCUGGAGGAAUCUUACGACAGGGAAGAGAGGCUUAAACAGUUGGCUGACUCAGAGGCGUCGGGGGAAACGACAUAUUCGUUGCAUAGUGACUCAUUUUUCAUAAAUGGCAUUUUUGACAAGACCUCUAAUGAAGAAAGAGAGAAAGAUUCACAAGAGCUUGAGGAAGAAGUUGCACUUGUUAACAACUCUGCACAUACUGGAAAAGUCUCUGACCCGAAUCCAUCAUCAAUGACCAAUCAGUCACCUUCAGAAAUCCAUAUCAUGGAGUUUUCACUAGAACAUGGAUUUCUUAAACUGAGCCACAGAAUCAGAAAAAAGCUUGGAGUUCCAGUGCACCUUGUGACAAUAGAUCCUGAUGAUUCAACCUGUUUUGGUAGUCUGUUAGACAGAUUUUUUGUGUAUUAUGUUCUGGGGUAUGAUGAUGUUCUGCUGCUGAGUUUGAAACUGCUGGCAGAGAAACAAAAGCACAGAGGAUUUGUGCGUAACAUUGUCACUGGCAGCGAAUAUGUGUUUGUUAAUGUCUGGAUGGAUCAGAAGUCAUACUUGACAGCUGCAUUUGUAAUGUUUUUGUUUACGGCCUCUGUGUCUAUUCUCUUGCGGCAUUCCCAUCACCAGAUAUUCGUUUUCAUUGUUUGGAUUCUACACAUGAUGGAGUUUCACUCUACCUUCCAUUUCCCUGCUGCUCCUCUAAUGACUGUAAUCCUCUCCCUUGUAGGACUGGAAGCUGUGCUCUCUGAAUUUUUCCAAGACACAUCUGCAGCUUUCUAUGUAAUCCUGAUUGUAUGGGCUGCAGAUCAGUAUCGUUCGGUCUGUUGCACUCAUCGCAUAUCUCGAAAGCAUUGGACUAAGUUUUUCUUCUUGUACCAUUUUUUCUUUUAUGGCUACACUUUCCGCUUUGGUCACAACCUGCAUCUCGCCUUUUUCACAUCUUGGCUUUUUAUUUUGCAUUCAAUGAUGUAUUUUUUCCACCGCUAUGAACUGCCUUUGCUCUUGAGUCAUGAGCACAGCAAUAACUCUUCUAGGAAUGGUCCCCCUGAGCCACCACCUGAUACUUUUUCCGAAAAUGAAGAAGGAACACCCAGAAGCAAUCAACAAAGAGAAAAUUCUGAGACUCCUGGUGAUAGAAAUCUAUCCCCUGAUUCUCUUGAUCCUCAGAGGAUCCCAGGUCCUGUUGAAGUUGCGAGAGAUGUCAAUCAAAAUCCACCACAAAGCUCACAACUGGUGCAUGAUGUCGAGAGACAACAAAUGUGUAAAUUUCCGGAAAAAAGUCAUACUUCGUCCAGAAUUUUCUUGAACAUGCCCCAAUUGGACUUAAUGGGCAGAAAAAGCCAUAAUAUUUUGCAAAAUAAUUUUAAAAGUUGCAUAGUUGAUAGUAAAAAAUUAUUUAAUUUUCAAUUAAAAUACCCAAAAGGGAACUACUAUGUGCCUUUGUGUAGAAUGGAGCCAUUUCCUGACGUAGAUACUGUUAUUGAUGAUGAUGCUUCAAAAAGAAGAAAUAUAAUUUCAAAAAAGCAGAGGACAUUUUUGCUCAAAUGCAGGAAGACGGCCCUUUUAUUUCAACAACACCUCGACUCUGUUACUUUAGUCAAGAAUUAUCGAGUGUCUGCUGGUCUUGAAAUUCGGUAA
This is a messenger RNA of Uloborus diversus, 2134 nucleotides long. Its product is annotated as membralin-like. Gene Ontology annotation, cellular component: endoplasmic reticulum. Lineage: Eukaryota; Metazoa; Arthropoda; Arachnida; Araneae; Uloboridae. Bases 182 to 2134 code for a protein of 650 amino acids. The transcript is spliced from 12 exons. Gene Ontology annotation, biological process: positive regulation of ERAD pathway; response to endoplasmic reticulum stress. The record is from RefSeq and is a predicted model, not a curated record.